Messenger RNA from Toxorhynchites rutilus septentrionalis, 2112 nucleotides. RefSeq names its product equilibrative nucleoside transporter 1 (gene Ent1). Gene Ontology annotation, cellular component: plasma membrane. Gene Ontology annotation, biological process: nucleoside transmembrane transport. The transcript is spliced from 4 exons. Gene Ontology annotation, molecular function: nucleoside transmembrane transporter activity. The coding region runs from base 374 to 1840 and encodes 488 amino acids. Lineage: Eukaryota; Metazoa; Arthropoda; Insecta; Diptera; Culicidae. The record is from RefSeq and is a predicted model, not a curated record.
CAAAUUGAUUAUUUUGAUAAUUUUACACAUCCACUCUCUCUGAGAUCAAUCCGUCUACGGCGUCAGCUGGGGGCUUCCCGUAAUCAGUGCUUUGUCGAAGCUGUGGAUGGUCGUUUGUGCCGUUCUGAAUGCUGAAUGUUUUUACACUGCCGCCGCGCGAUCAUGACUUAGUUUCGCUGUUUUUGUCCAGCAUUUUUAUUCUCGACUGAUGAAUAAACAGUUUGUAUGAGGCGUAUAAGUACAGAAAAAAUAAGAGUUCCGUCCAGGAAGUGAUUGGUUUUCUCGCUUCAUUCAACAUUAUCGUGUAUGGUUUGUUAACGUUAGUGUACAAGCAGUAGAUAAUUGUGGCCGUAGAAAAUUAGAAACCAUAGAAAUGGAUUACGCAAUUGGGCACUCGAACCAUAUCCAUAGACCACUGCUUCAGCAGCAGGGAGACGACGAUGAGGACAGUGAAGUCACCUUUGCAGAUGACUGCAACUAUGCGGGAUCGAUUAACGCUGGAUCUGUUAACAACAUUCCAACCACGGCUACUGUGGGCAUAAAAAGCAGAACCAGAUGCAGGAAAGCUGAGGAUGGGAGCCUUCGCGUUGCCCCAGUGGAUAAGUACAACUUUACCUAUGCAGUAUUUUAUCUUCUGGGGAUGACCACCCUGUUGCCGUGGAACUUUUUCGUUACGGCAGAAGAGUACUGGCAAUACAAAUUCCGGAACAUAUCGAGCAACGACACAAGCGCACUCACGCCUCGUCAGCUAGAAUUCCAAUCGGACCUCAGCAUAGCAGCAUCGAUACCAAGCACAUUAUUCCUAGUGCUGAAUGCCUGCUUUGGACAUCGAAUACCUCUCUCCAUACGAAUGGCGGGAUCGUUGGUGAUGAUGUUUGCGAUAUUCGUCGGGACAACAGCAUUGGCCCAAGUCGACACCGACCAGUGGCAGGACACAUUCUUUCUUAUCACCAUCACAUCGGUGGUGGUUGUUAAUGCAUUUUCCGCCACCAUGUCGGGAGCCCUGUUCGGAAUAGCUGGCAAAUUUUCUUCCGACUACAUGUCAGCGGUGGUCAGCGGUCAAGCGCUGGGUGGCAUCUUCUCCGCCGCUGCAGCCAUAAUCGCGCUCACUUUCGGCGCUCCGCCAACGUCAACCGCAUUUGUAUUCUUCAUAAUCGGCACCCUCGUCCUGCUGAUCUCGGUCAUUCUGUACAUUGUGAUGUCGAAAACUCUCUUCUUCGUCUAUCACACGUCAUCGAAGUCGUUGAUGAAGAGCUCACUGGAGGUGGAUGAAAUGUCCAGACAGCUGCUUCCACAGAACAGUCCAACGUUUUUCGGUGUCCUUCGGAAGAUGUGGCUGCUGGGAUUCUCCGAAUGGCUGGUGUUCGUUACGACACUGUCAAUCUAUCCGGCCGUAACGAUUCUGGUCGGUUCGCAGAAUCGAGGCCACGCCUGGAACGAUGUUUACUUCCUGCCGGUCGUGAACUAUCUGCUGUUCAACACAGGCGAUUACAUCGGGAGAGUUCUGGCCGGUUUUCUGGAAUGGCCCGCCCAUAGUCCGUUCCAAAUCAGUAUCAUUACCAUUGCGCGUAUCGCAUUUGUGCCAGCCAUGCUGGUGUGUAACAUAAGACCUCAUCACAACUUUCCGGUUUUGAUUCACUCGGAUUACAUAUUCAUAGCCUUGAUGGCUGGAUUUGCUCUGUCCAACGGAUACAUUGCCAAUAUUGCUUUAAUUAGUGCACCGAAAGCGGUCGAUGAGUGUGAAAAAGAGAUGGCUUCUUCGAUGAUGGCUGCAUUCCUGGGCGUGGGUCUCGCCUGCGGCUCUACCAUUAGUUACAUGAUUAUCGAGAUGAUCAAGUGAGUUCUCACGUUGCAAAAGUUUACGGGUCCAUAAUUUUCAAGCGGAGAAUGGGGGUAAGUCGAACCACUGACAGAUCUGCGAUAUUGUUGUUAAGAUAUUACUCGUUAGAUGUAGAUGAAGAAGUUUUGGAUUGCGUGACGUGAUGUUGUUGUCAUGCAGGGUAACGUAUUUAAUCGUUUUAGGCAAAUCAUAUUUAACUAGGACAAUGAAACUGAGACACUAGUUUUAAGUACAUAUCGCUAAUUAUACACAGAGUAUGAUGCUUGACAAAA